This is a messenger RNA of Nematostella vectensis (starlet sea anemone), 1291 nucleotides long. Its product is annotated as QRFP-like peptide receptor. Gene Ontology annotation, molecular function: G protein-coupled receptor activity. The transcript has a single exon. Gene Ontology annotation, biological process: G protein-coupled receptor signaling pathway. The record is from RefSeq and is a predicted model, not a curated record. Gene Ontology annotation, cellular component: membrane. The coding region runs from base 118 to 1152 and encodes 344 amino acids. Lineage: Eukaryota; Metazoa; Cnidaria; Anthozoa; Actiniaria; Edwardsiidae.
AACUAAUGGACUGAAGAAAACGAGGAUUUGACAAAACGCCAAAGAGUUCAUUUAGCAACUUUGUUCUAUCUAACUUCGACAAAGAGAGCUUAAAUUACUUAUGAACAGCAAGCAGACAUGGAUAAAGAAAACAUUACCAAUCAAUCAGAGCCGGUGUUUGUGCACUCUACUUAUCAAGCGGCCGAGGAUAUAUUAUGGUAUGUUCAGAUGAUUUUUUACACCUGUAUUGUCGUCGUGGGAGUGACCGGGAAUUUUCUUGUUUGUCGUGCAAUUUUCUCGCAAGCGAGGAGAAAAACCAACGACAUGUUCAUACUGAAUCUCGCCGUGACGGAUCUUGGGACAUGCGCAAUAAGUAUACCAUUUGACAUGGCGGAGCAGAUAUCUAAACAUUUCUUGUUUGGAAAAUUAAUGUGCAGCCUCCUUUAUCCAUUACAGACCAUCCUGAUGGGGACAUCAGUCCUUACUUUACUCGCAGUUAGUAUUGAACGAUACAAAGCUAUUGUAACUCCACUUCAGCCCAAACUUCGCGGUAAAUUAGCGAAGGCAAUGCUGAUUGGUUCCUGGGUGCUGUCAGUCGCGGUUGUCGCUCCUUAUAUGGUAGUUCUAAAAUACGUAAAUAGACAAUGCAUCGAAAGUUGGCCUGUCCCGGCACACGCUAAGACAUUUACUUUUGUGCUGUUCGUGGUCCUAUACGCCGUUCCCAUGGUAAUAAUUACGUAUUGCUACGUGCGCGUGUUGAGGAGGAUACACCGGGAUCGACCAGUUUCAUUACUUGUAGCCAGUUCUCUUAUGAGUAACAUUGCCAUCAAACGCCGAGCUCGUCAAAAUCUACGCAUGAUUAAAAUGUUUGUGACCGCUGUCGUGGCCUUUGCACUUUGCUUGCUUCCCAAUCACGUGGUAUGGCUAUGGAAUGAUUUCGGAGAUGGACACGAGAAGCCGUAUUUCGGCAUAGUCUUGAUUUUCAGUAACACUCUUAUCUAUACCAAUAGCAUUGUCAAUCCUUUUAUCUUUGGGAAAUUACAGUGCGGUUUAUGCGGAGGAAGAGAAAGUCAGUUGUUCUCUUUGAGAUAUCGCUACUCGAGUACGUUUCGGCCCAGGAGCAGGGGACUGUUAUUCAUCGGGAGACAAAACAGAAAAAAGAGCACCGAGUAGGAUGUGACCAAUGGACAUCUGUAAUGGUGUUACGUCAAAGGGACAUGGAAAACCCGCCAUUACUUAAUCCCAGUUAGUAGAUUGCAGGAUACUACUCGCCGAUGAACCAAUUCGUGGUCCAAUAAAAGAAAUAAUAAUA